Cimex lectularius (bed bug) is the source of this 1629-nucleotide messenger RNA. RefSeq lists its product as uncharacterized. The transcript is spliced from 6 exons. The record is from RefSeq and is a predicted model, not a curated record. The coding region runs from base 376 to 1503 and encodes 375 amino acids. NCBI's taxonomy places the organism in Eukaryota, Metazoa, Arthropoda, Insecta, Hemiptera, Cimicidae. Gene Ontology annotation, molecular function: acyltransferase activity, transferring groups other than amino-acyl groups.
GAAAUUUUAAUAAUAUGGGCUUGGACUAAGCCGAUGUACGGCUUGACUUCUCUUUCAUCCAUGAGCUGUUGGGUAAUCGAGUGCAAAAUGUAUUUAUUUUGUUUUCUUCUUAUCCGCGGCUUAGUUGCUGACAGAAUUAUUCUGAAUUUAAGAAGAAAAUUUAAAAGAAAUGUCCUUAAUCUUAGUCAUGGUUUUGAUCUGAUGAACUUUCCACAUACAAGCUGUUAUGUAAAAGUCUUAAUAGGAUUUUUGUACUUCAGUGGGACUGCUGCUGAUACGUGUGUGCUUAAUUUUGGAUCGCAGUUUGCCGAGUUUGCCGUUCCGAUCCGUUAUAAAUAGCUAAGUGAAAAACUCGAUUACAAUAAAUUUGAAGCCAUGGACGAGCAGGACGAGGGCCUUGAGAAGGCGAUCAUGGACACGGAGACAGUGGCUUUCAUGGCGCGGAUGAAGAAGCCGGUCGUCUGGUGCCGUCUACCAUUCGGGGUCAGGAUCGAGGAGUUGGAAACGUCAUACUACGAGGAAGUGGUCGACUUGGUCAAGCGGCACUACAUCCCGGACGAGCCGACCUUCAGGUCCGUCAAGAUGUCCCAGGACCAGGCGUCUAUGGACGAGUUUCUCUCACUCUGCAACGUGUGGAUACGUGACACUUGCAGUCUGGUAGCAGUCGAAGAAGGCGAGAAGAAAGCCGUCGGCGCUCUCAUAGGCAGGGUAUGCGUCUUGAAAGAUAUGAACUUCGAGUACUCUCUCAUUGAAGAAGAGCUGGUGUACGCGCCCCCGACCGAGACCUACCACGUGUCGAGCAUCGUGCUGAAAAAGGGAAGGAUGUCCAAAUCGCCAGUCCACAAGAAGCGAUCGUCGUCGAAGAAGACAAAGAGGAGGCAGACUUCCGGCGUCAACGGGCCUCGCGUUAAAACCGGCGGUAAGAAGAAGAAAGGUUCCAACAGCAGGGACAAUUCCAUGCCCUUCGACCCUCCGGUCAGGAGGGUGAACAGGUUCGAACGGCCCCACGAUAUGAUACCCAUGCCGAAGAAAAAAUGGGCCCCUGUGACUGUCUUUUACGACGAAGAUAUGAUGUAUAAGACAGAACCUCUGAGGACGGUGCAGACGACGAAGCACUUUAUUUCGAAGAAGUUUGACAUCUUCAAGUCGUUGUCCAAGAACAAGUACUACAAAAUAUACAUGGUGGUCGUUCACAGAGACUACAGGAGAAAAGGGAUUGGCAAGGCCCUUCUGAAGUGUCUGUUCUGCAUGUGCCGUGGCUACAGGAUCGAGGUGGCCGCCGGCAUCUACCCGUCGUUCAUAUCCCAGAACAUGUCCUUCAAACUGGGCGGAAGGAUCGGCUAUGAGAUGGCGUACGAGGACUACGCUCCGUUCGCCGGGGUUCCGGAGCCGGACUCCUCCCUCGCACUCAUGUACCACUUGAUACCGGCGUACGAGAACGGCAAGUACGUCGAAAAGGCGAGGGAACGGCAGCCAGUGUUGAGAAGGAAGCACCCUCAGUGAACACGUGCCCGUCGAAAACUGACGGGCUUCGAUCCAAGACGUCCCUGUGGACUUGCACCUUCGUAUGUUGGACGCGCAGAAGUGACAGACAUCUCAGCCAACAAAAUAUAUCGUGAUUUCACAUUC